AUGGGGUGCAACAUGUGUGUGGUUCAAAAGCCUGAGGAACAAUACAGGGUCAUGUUCCAGAAGGGUCACAUAAGCAACAUGUUGUGCUCUUUUGACGCUGACGGUCGAUUAAAGGUGAAUGGAAAGGAGCUAACUCGCCUUUCUGGGGAUCCCACCCUGGACAUACGGGACCCCGUGCUGUCCAGCAUACUGAGGCGGGGGGCUCGCAGACGGGCAGGCCUAGCGGGAGCUCCUGGAGGGUUAGUGCCAGUGACCAUGGGCAUGGCCGACUGUGUAGACAGCUGCACUCAAACAGACAUCAGCUUCCAGCAUAUGUUGACGCUGGGCAAGAGCAGCCAGCAUCCCUGUGGAGCUCCCCCUCCACCCGACCCUCCGCCAUCCCCUCCAUUACCACCGUUACUGGAGCCAUAUUUACUCAAUGAACUCUUUAUAGAGCCUGUAUACUAUGACCCCACUGACUACUUCGAUAUCACUCAGCACGAAGUGGACAGGCAGGAUGAGCUGGAAUAUGAGGAGGUGGAGUUGUAUAAGUCUCGACAGCAGGAUAAACUCGGACUGACAGUGUGUUACAGAACCGAUGAUGAGGAGGACCUGGGAAUAUAUGUAGGAGAGGUGAACCCAAACAGUAUUGCUGCAAUAGAUGGACGCAUCCGCAAGGGAGACAGAAUACUACAGAUAAAUGGAGUGGACAUCCAGGACCGAGAGGAGGCAGUAGCUAUUCUCACCAGAGAGGACAGCACUAAUGUCUCCCUGCUCCUUGCACGACCUGAGAUAGAGAAUGACAACCAGUUGGACCCAGAUGAGCUGGACCUGGAGCCACUGGACAAUGCUAUUAAUCUGCCCAGCAGCCACAGACUGAUUCACAGUCUGGACUGUGCUGGACCAGGCACUGUUGCUGAUGCGGGUAUACUAGGUAGCCACGGUCGCUCAAUGAACAGGGUUUCACCUGAUUUGCUCCAGACGGUGCUGAGCAACAGCCAGGAGCUGGACAGCGGGGUAGGCCGUACAGAUGAAAGCACACGUUACGAGGAGUCUUCAGAACAUGAUCUUCUGGGAGACGACCACACUAGUGCCUCCAAUACCAACACCACCAAUACUCCUGGCAGCAUGCGUAAGUUUUUGUCUGGCAGAGGCGACACCCCACCCUUGCUGCACUCCCAGGACCUCCAGUUCAGCACUGACUCCCUCUUAGGGCUUGACUGUGUUAAUGGAGGAGGGCUGGAACAGGUUGAGCGAUUGGAGAGGGCCUAUGUGACAGAUUCUGUGAGGAUGAUGAUGCCUGGGCUGACUGAGGAGGAGUGUGAGAGGUACAAAGAGCUCCUAGAAAUCAAGUGUUACUAUGAGAGGAACAGUAAUGAUCUGGGAGGUCAGGGGCCGGCACAAGAGGAAGGGGGUGUUUCACUGGAUGUGAAUAGGAAUGAAAGCCUGACGCAGCAUGAGAUGGCCCUUCUGGAAGAGGAACUGCGCCACUUGGAGUUCAAGUGUCGCAACAUCUUGAGGGCUCAGAAGAUGCAACAGCUGAGGGAGCGCUGUCUGAAGGCUUGGCCUCUCGAGGACAAGAAUGGAGCAAGUGCAGGGGCCGGAGUAGGAGUUGGCCGCUUGGACAUUAAUGGUACUUUAGUCAGUGAGGAUUCCUGUCACCAUGCUCUAUCAGACAUCAAUGAGCUCCCAGAGAGGGAGCGCUCUGAUAAGGACAGCACGAGUGCCUACAACACUGGAGGGGAAAGUUGUAGAAGCACCCCUCUGGUGAAUGAACAGUACCCAUCACCCUCAACACAGAGCCUGAAUGGAGGAGAGUCUCUUUUCACAGCAGGUAUGGAGCUACCAGCCUCCACUAGGCAGAGAGAGAGAGGAACCAGGGCCGAAAGAGGGGACGGGGUAAACCUCAACCAAACCUACUCUCCCCACGCUCAAAGGAGAGGAGACAGCCCCGGAGCUAAGGUUAGGUCCCUGUCACGAGAUGCAGCAACCAGGAGGGGGUCAGAUGGAGGGGUGAGGCUUAACCCUAAAGCCAAUGGGACACCUGAGAGGGCUGGUGGAUGCAGUGCGGAGAACAGCCCUUACCUGUCUCGCCGUCAGACAGAAACAAAGCUGCCUCAGCGCUACCUGAGCUGCAUGCAGCUGAGGUCUCCGUCCACCUCUGAGCGGCUCUGUGGACUCAGAGAUGCUCCCAGAGAGGGCAGCAUGGAGACUGGGGGUGAUGCCAGCCCAAUGAGCUUGGGUAGCACAUGUAAAGAUGUUGUCCAGGUCCCAGGUGCUGUACCCUUACCCAUGUCCCCUUCAGUGCUGCCUGCCUCCCCUCGUAUGGAGUGGAAGGUGAAGAUCCGUAGUGAUGGAUCGCGCUACGUGGCCAAAAGGCCUGUGAGAGAUCGCCUCCUGAAGGCGCGUGCCAUGAAGAUCAGAGAGGAGCGCAGUGGCAUGACAACGGAUGACGAUGCUGUGAGUGAAAUGAAGAUGGGCCGCUACUGGAGCAAAGAGGAGCGCAAGCAGCAGCUGCUAAAGGCCCGAGAGCAGCGGCGGCGCAGGGAGUUCAUGAUGCGAAGCCGUCUCGACUGCUUGAGAGAUCGUGAGAGGGAGCAGGGCAGCAGUGGUGGAGGACAGCAGGGGACGACACAGCAGCAAGAACCCACCUCCAUCCUGGAGCUGUGCCACCGCAGGAACAUGAAGAAGCGCAGUCGCAGAAUCCUGGACAACUGGAUCACUAUACAGGAGCUACUGGCCCAUGGGACCAGGUCUGCUGAUGGGAAGAAAGUCUAUAACCCCCUGCUGUCUGUCACCACAGUCUGAGAUAAGAAUAGAGAGAAUAGAAGGAGGUAGAGAGUUAAGCAGAAAUAAGAAAGUGCCAAAGUCCUUUGAUGGGGGCUAUAGGAUGAACACAAGCUGCUGUACACACUGGCACAAAUAUUUGUCUGCAGGGAUGCAGCAACAUUCUGAAACACAAAGUACCUGAUGGUAAUAUAAAGUAGCAUAUGUUAGGCCCCAACCUAAAAUGUUUUGAUUGAAGAAAAGCUCAUGCCUGAGACUGCCAGGGAUUGUGUGUCUAGUAACAGUAUGUAUCUUCCCAAACAGAAAGAUAAUACACACAUUUACAAUUUUGUGGAAUUGAAGCUGCAUUUCAGAAAUGCAUUCCAUGAUCUCAAAUGCAGAUUUACAAACAUACUACAGUACUUUUUAAAUACAAUGUAUUCCCCUUCAAUUUUGUCUGGUUAUGUGGACCUAAACCAGUCAGGAAAACACUUCCCAGCCAUUUUCAUGAUGCUUUACCUCUCACAGAAGACAAAGGGGAAUAAUGUAAUUCUUCAUCUUACACAGGAACCUGUACCAGCUUGUCAGAUUUGAAAUCUGGAAGAGCAAAGAUUAGCAUUUUCAGUGGAGUCCAUCAAGUAACAUAUUCACAUUCAUUCAGCCUUCUUACAUAAAGGAGAGGGUGUGAGAAAUGGCACCACCUGCUGUUAAGCCAUAAGUGGUGCACAACUUAAAAGUAAUCUUUGCAGGCCUCUACAUUUUUAUGGAGUAAAAUCAAAAAUGGAGAAGAACCAUGCAGCUGUGAAAACAUGUGAAAAGCCACUUUUGUGCCAUAAAACUGUGUGUUUAGUGUCCAUAAAGGCGUUUUGAAUAAGGACAUUUUCAAAAGAACAUUGUGUGCCAGUUACUGUCGUUUUUUUCAUUCUUGCUGUGUACAAAUGCUCCUUUGUUUUGACACAGGAAAUGCAACAUCAUUGUCAGACCACAGGCCCUUUCUGAUAAUGAAGAGCUGAGCGGUGCCUUCCUUUCAGGCAGACUUGACUGUAUAGCACAAUUUUUAAAGCGAUACAAAAAAGCUGUAAAAUUCUGUAGCUGAGUGGGUAAAUGCUGAAGCACAGAGCAGCUGACCGGCUUAGCUUUUUUAAAGAAAGGCACUUUGUCAUACAAAGCACAGAAAACAUUUGAUAUUGCCGUUUCAUUCCAAAAGGCACAUUUGCUAUUUAAAUGGAUAAAACACCUUCAAAUCAUUUUUCUCCAUUUGCCAUUUUAAAUGUUCCUUUUUUGAGACCAAUUCAUUUUGGUCAGUAUGCAAUUUGAUUGCGAUUGAAGAUUGUCCUUAGCUACGAAAAAUCUCCUGUCAAGUGGAUCUGAAGCUAAAUCAACUGUUCUGUCAUUCCAGUCAGAUGUGUCACUCCCAAACUUGAUUUGAGGUUUUUACUUUUUAAUUCUGUGCUCUCAGAACUGGCCGCUGGAUAAUUAUCCAGCAAAGUAACUAAAAUGACAAUGAUGGCCAAUAAUGAGGUGACUAAUUUAUAAAAUCAUAUGAACAAAAGCUCAUUUCAUUUGGCUUACAUGCAUGUUUGAUAUUGAGGCAGAAGUGUCCCCCCCCAUGUACGACUAAAAGCCUUUAACAUAAUGUAAUUGUGGAUGUGUCUUUCUAUGAUCUUGCUUAAAAUCCUAGCAUAGAAAAAGAAAACAUGGUGUACCUGUUCAAUAUUGUGAUGUCCUGUGUCUGCCAUUUCACAGUGAAAGCUUUUCUAAAUAAAUGCUGUGAUAAUGAAUGAAAAA
Molecule: messenger RNA, 4533 nt
Organism: Micropterus dolomieu (smallmouth bass)
Lineage: Eukaryota; Metazoa; Chordata; Actinopteri; Centrarchiformes; Centrarchidae
Product: PDZ domain-containing protein 4-like
Exons: 8
Coding region: 1-2787 (928 amino acids)
Molecular function (GO): protein binding
Source: RefSeq, a predicted model, not a curated record